CUUUACUCUGUGCACUUGUUGUGUAAGUUGAAAGAAGUCACUAAGUGUGCAAGACUUGGUCAAGGAAAAGAGAAUUCACCAUGCUGAAUCCACUUCCACUGUGGCUCCUCAUGGCAUUCAGUGGGUAUUCCACUGCAGCACCCACUGAUUGUUCUACAAAGGUGGUACAAGCGCCAGCAGAUAUUGUCUUCCUUCUGGAUGGAUCUGGGAGUGUGGCUGCAGACCAGUUCUUGAUCAUGAAAACGUUUGUGAAGAAUAUGACCAGGAGUCUCCUGCCAUAUGACACUUUAUUUUCCUUUGCACAGUACUCCAGUAGCUUCAACAAACAUGUUAACUUCAAUCAGUUUAGCAGAACAACAUUUGAAAGUCGGGUGAACAGUAUCGUCCAGAGCCGUGGAGGAACAUACACCGCAUGGGCCAUGGAGAAAGUUGUGCAAGAAAUGUUUGAUUCAUCUGUUGGAGCAAGAGCUGGCGCGAAAAGAUUCCUCAUCGUCAUCACAGAUGGGCAGUCCUCUGAUUCUAUAAACUAUCCCAGUGUUGCAGCGCAGGCUGAUGCAAGCAACAUCACUAGAUACGCUAUUGGGGUUGGUGCUGCCUGGGGCAGUAAGUCAUCCCACAAUGAGCUGAAUGCCAUUGCAUCCAAACCUGAAUCGGAGCACCUGUUUCAAGUGGCCAACUUUGGUGUGCUGGAACAAAUCAGCAAAUCACUGGAAAAGAAAAUCUUGACCGAACAAGGGGUGGCUGAAAAUUGUCCAAAACCAGGCAACCAAACGUGUCCGCCCACACCUUCCGAUCCACUCAAUACAACCCGAGCAUCUGCAGAUAUAGUCUUCCUUCUGGAUGGAUCUUCGAGUGUGAAGGCAGACAAGUUCGUUCUAAUUAAGGAAUUUGUGAAGAGUGUGACCAAGACUCUCCUGCCGUUUGACACCUUAUUUGCUUUUGCACAGUACUCUGACCAGAUGACCAAACAUGUGAACUUCAAUGAGUUCAAUAGAACAGAUUUUGAAAAUCAGGUGGACAGUAUCGUCCAGAGACAAGGAGGCACACACACAGGAUACGCUGUUGAGAAAGUUGUGAAAUAUAUGUUUCAUUCUUUUGCUGGAGCAAGACCUGCUGCCAAAAGAAUCCUCAUGAUCAUCACAGAUGGGCAAACCUCUGGUCCUUCGAAUUAUGCCACAGCCACAGCGCUGGCUGAUGAGAAAAACAUUACUAGAUACGCUAUUGGGGUUAGCAGUUUCUCGACCAGCCAGAUGGCAAAAAAACGGCUCAAUGCCAUUGCAUCCAAACCAGAAUCAGACUAUGUGUUUCAAAUAGACAACUUUGAUGCACUCGGCAACAUCAGCAAAGCACUGGGAAGUGUCUCUGGCGAACAAGUCGUGCCCACCGUUAAUGGAAAUGCUGACGGUGCACCUUGUGAAUUCCCUUUCGUGUACUUGGGCACAAGCUACUCGACAUGUACUACCAUCAACCAUGACAAGCCAUGGUGUUCAACCACAAGCAACUUUGACGAGGAUGAGCGAUGGGGAGAAUGCUGCAUUCAAGAUGGGGAAUAAUUGGACAUGUGACCGUAAAAAUGAUUUAAUAAAGUCUAAACAUUGAAGUGAAAA
Molecule: messenger RNA, 1607 nt
Organism: Sardina pilchardus (European sardine)
Lineage: Eukaryota; Metazoa; Chordata; Actinopteri; Clupeiformes; Clupeidae
Product: cartilage matrix protein-like
Exons: 15
Coding region: 81-1553 (490 amino acids)
Source: RefSeq, a predicted model, not a curated record